Molecule: messenger RNA, 5506 nt
Organism: Maylandia zebra (zebra mbuna)
Lineage: Eukaryota; Metazoa; Chordata; Actinopteri; Cichliformes; Cichlidae
Gene: eps15
Product: epidermal growth factor receptor pathway substrate 15
Biological process (GO): endocytosis; endosomal transport
Cellular component (GO): cytoplasm; clathrin coat of coated pit; plasma membrane
Molecular function (GO): cadherin binding; calcium ion binding
Source: RefSeq, a predicted model, not a curated record
GUGAAGCUCCGAGGGGAGGUCGGUCCCUGAGGUCUGGCUUCAGGGUUUUCAGCGGCCUCUACCGCUGCCUGUCGUCAGCGCAGCUUGGAAGCGGUGGGAAACAGAAACACUAUGGCUUCCAGUCUGUCUCUUACUCAGCUCUCCAGUGGAAACCCCAUCUAUGACAAAUACUAUCGUCAGGUUGAUCUGACUGGCAGCGGGCGAGUGGCAGCAGCUGAUGCAGCUCUGUUCCUAAAGAGGUCAGGUCUGGCUGACCUGGUCCUUGGGAAGAUCUGGGAUUUGGCAGACUCUGAACGAAAGGGAGCACUCAACAAGCAGCAAUUCUUCAUAGCCCUGCGGCUGGUGGCUUGUGCUCAGAAUGGCCUGGAGGUGGCGCUCAAGAGUCUUAAUGUGGCUGUUCCUCCCCCGAAAUUUCAUGACAGCAGCAGCCCACUGUUAGCAGGAGGAGGGGCUGCUGACCUUCCCUGGGUUGUCAAGCCUGAGGAGAAGAUGAAGUUCGAUUCCAUCUUUGACAGUCUUGGCCCAGUAGGAGGGAUGCUGUCGGGAGAGAAGGUCAAGCCCGUCCUGCUUAACUCCAAAUUGCCGGUGGACAUCCUGGGCAGGGUGUGGGAGCUCAGUGACAUAGACAGAGACGGCAUGUUGGACAGAGAUGAGUUUUCUGUGGCUAUGUAUCUGGUGUACAGAGCUCUAGAGGGGGAGCCUGUUCCCAUGUCCCUACCGCCUCCCCUGGUGCCACCCUCCAAGAGGAAAAAACCUUCGGUGCCUCCCGUGAUGCCCCUGUUACCCUCGCCCCCCUCUGUCAAAGACAGUCGCUCCUCCCACGCUGGCUCUAAGACUAUGCCCCACCCUCCUAAACCCACCCCAGCUCCUGCCCCUGUCCCAGCACCAGCAGCUGCCCCUGUGAGUACAGGCUCCACCUCUCCUUGGGUAGUAUCGCCAGCAGAGAAGGCGAAAUUCGACGAGCUGUUCAACAAGACGGACGCCGACAUGGAUGGCUUGGUGUCUGGCCCUGAAGUCAGAGAUAUAUUCCUCAAGACCGGGCUGCCCUCCGCUACACUCGCACGGGUUUGGGAGCUCUGUGACGUUGGAGACAUAGGGAAACUGACGCGAGAGCAGUUCGCAUUGGCACUUUAUCUAAUUAAUCUGAAACUGACCAAAGGCUUAGACCCUCCACAAAAUCUGUCCCCAGAGAUGAUUCCUCCGUCUGACAGACAAAACAUCAAACAGAACAACGCAGCUAACCUAGCAGCCGACUUCUCUGCCAUCAAGGAGCUGGACUCACUGAGUAACGAGAUUGUUGAACUACAAAGGGAGAAGAGCUCUGUGGAGGAGGAGAUCAAGGAGAAGGAGGAGGCCAUCCGACAGCGCAGCACCGAAGUGCAGGACCUUCAAGAUGAGGUGGCAAAGGAAACCGAAGUAUUGCAGCAACUUCAGACUCAGCGUCAGAAGGUUCAAGAUGCUUUAGAUGAGCUGGACCAACAGAAGGCCUCCCUGGAGGAGCAGCUCACUCACAUUCGACAGCAGACCAACCAGGAGACCCAACUUAUCUCAUCUCUGCAGUCAGAGCACGAGGAGCAGGAACAAAGGAUAUGUCAGUAUGAGGAGGAGCUGGUCCAGGCCCGAGAGGAGCUUUUGGCUCUGCAGGAGGAGAGCCGGAAACUUCAGGAGAAGGUCCAGGCUGCCCAGGAGCAGCUCACUCCUCUUCAGGAGUCUGUGCGUGACUCUUUCACACAAGUUGCACAGGUCCAACAGAAACUGAACGACCUUCAGGUGGAGGAGCGAUCGGUGACUGCUCAGCUCAGCUGGAAGAGAGCCCUUGAGGACAGCUCUCCUGUCAUGGUCAAUGGAUCAGCAGGCCCCGCUGCAGAGCUCCACCAUGGGGACCUCUUCCAGAGGGACCUCUUCCAGGAGGACCUUAAAGAACUGAGAGUGGAAGAGCAUUCAGAUUCAGAGGAGAGAGGUGGCGUGAAUGAGAAAGAAAAGGAAGAGGAGAAGGACGAAGAGAGUCCAAAAGCUGGGGAAGAUGAAAAGCAGAAACAUGAUGCCUUGGAUGAUCUCUACACUGAUAUGUACAGUCUGUCGAGCCUUGCCAAGCCCUGGGAGAGCAAUGUUAGGCAGGAACGCAGCAGCCCUGCGCCUGGUGUCUCCUCUGAGGUUACAGAAGAUGCAAAGGAGUCACCUAAGGAGACCCCACCGAAGGUUGCAUCACCAGAGCCAGAGAGCAAACAGGAGCCUGCAGAGCCGACAGAAACAACCAGCUCCCCCUCUCCGCCUCAGCCUGGCCCUCGCUCCUUGCCACCACAGGGCAGCCCUCCCUCCCUGCCUGAGAUGGAUUUCUUCCAUUCAGACCCUUUUACCGAUCACGAUCCUUUCAAAGAAGAUCCUUUUGGAAAAGCAGAUGUUGGAGGUGCUGCUCAAAAUCCUUUUGGAGGAGAUCCAUUCAAAGGCUCAGACCCCUUUGCUGCAGACACUUUCUUCACACAAACCUCCAGCACCCCGUUUUCCUCAGAGGACCCUUUCUCUGCUUCAGCCGACCCCUUCGGUACCACUUCUGGCGUGCCGGAGCCAGACCUCUUUGCAGCCAAGGUGAACGAUACAGCAGCCGUACCAGCGGGUCCGGAUCCUUUCGCCUCCAAAUCCACCAAUCCAGCGGCAGCAUCCAACGAUCCGUUCAGCUCUAAAGGGAACAACACAGCUGAUUCAGACCCGUUUGGAGGCAAAAUGACCAGCACAAAGGAGGCAGACCCGUUUGGUUCUCAAGAUGGAGACAAGGAUCCUUUUAGCAGCUCCCCGCCGAGCUCUGAUCUGGCCGUGAAGGACACCGCAGCAUCCAAUGACCCUUUUGCUCCCGGUGGUACUGCGGUCAGUGCCUCCUCAGAUGCAGAUCCGUUUGCUGCUGUGUUUGGUAAUGAGUCAUUUGGAGGAGGCUUUGCAGAUUUCAGUGCUUUGGCAAAGUCAAAUGGUGCUGAGCAGUUUGGAGUUGACAGCAGGAACCUCUUCCAGGAAGAGAGCCAACCUGCCAGCUCUGAUGUGCCCCCAGCCCUGCCGCCAAAAACGGGUACGCCUACCAGACCUCCUCCUCCACCUCCAGGUAAGAAAUCAUCCAUCAAUCGAACGGAGUCCUCCGACUCCUUCCAUCGACGAGGAAACUUCAUGCCACAGACUUCAGGAGACUUCUCCUCCUCUUCCUCCUCCUCCUCCCUGCCUGCAAAGGAUCCUUUAGCCGACCCCUUCGCCCCCUCCUCCCCUCCUCGCCGCAACGCACGGGAAGCUGAUGGAUUUGCCAGCUUUGACAAAUAUCCAACCGAGGAAGACAUGAUAGAGUGGGCAAAGCGCGAGAGCGAGCGAGAGGAAAAGGAGCGACUCGCCAGGCUCACCCAGCAGGAGCAAGAAGACCUGGAGCUGGCCAUCGCUCUCAGCAAGUCUGAACUCUCCUGAGGAGGCCCCGUUCCCCUCUACCGGUCUGGCUCGGCACGGCACGGCACAGCUUGGCCCGGCCCGGCCCAGAAAGCACCAAAGCAAAGUGGGGAUUGUACAGGACUGAUUCAGCAUCACCUGCUGACCCCAUGAAGAGACUCAAAACUCAUCUCUAACUCGUUCAACCCCCCGACUGUCCAUGCUCUGUUGGUCUCCGUGGUUUUGAUAGAGGAGCGUAACGUUUUUUCUUUUUCUUUCCCCCUUUUUAGAACGAAGAUGCAAGAGAAAACUUGUUCUAGUGUUAAUGUCGUUUUGCCUUCAUUUAAAAUCUAGGCAGCAAGCGCUGCGUUAAGUCCCCAGAAUGUAAUUUAUUGUAGCGCGCGCUCGAAACCACUAAACAAACUCGCUACAUUUCAUUAAAUCUCAGCUCUCUUUGUGAUGAGAUUUUAAUAGACGUGCUAAUUUUCUAGAACUCAAGAAUUCCCAAAAUUUUCUUUUUUGGCUCUUGAUUAAACUUCUGAAGCAACCACAGUGAACUGGGGAGAUUCUGUUUCCCAGUUUGUUCUGUUCUGUAACUCUGUAGGCCCUUUCUAACAGAGUGACCGUGUCCCACUCUCAUGCAGGGAAGAUGAUUUUUUUUGUCUUCAUUUAGAGUAGGUCAGGAUAUUUCAACAUUUCUUCGUGUUUAACUGGAAGUUGCGGCUCCUGUAAGAUGUGAAAUGUGUACAAUGUGUAGAUUUAUACUAAAAUGGAACAAAUCUGCCACAGCUACCUUUUCCUUUGAAAUGUCAGUCCUACCUUGCUCACCGUAGCACCUGUGUCGUGAGCAUUAAAGCGCUGAUUUGUGUGUGUCGGGGGAGGUAAUAAUGAAUGAAACUACAGCCAUCACAUUUUAUGACUUGGUUUGCAUUAAAAACUAGGCCACACUACAGUAGGAUGCAGAGCAGAAAGCACACGAUCUGUUUUUCUAACAUACAAACUAAGUUUCUCUCAAGUACUUUAGGAUCUUUAAAUCGGUCUAAAUUUUUAAAUUCAUUGUGGCCCGACAUGAAAGAAUGUAACAAAACGCAAGGUUGUCAUAGAUGAAUGUAAGCGUGGAUCCUACCUUAACUGAUCAUUAGCUGUAUCAUUAAUCCUGAUUGAUCUCCUUUAGGGAAACUCUCAAGGGCUCCUCAGCAGCUUGAAUGCUGAGUGGAUAACUACAACUGUGCGGUUGUCAUGUUACCAUGUGAACAUUUGGUCCCAUUUCAACGUGUGCCAGAGUCGGUGCUUCACUUGUUACCAUUUGUACGAUUUUUUCUUUUUUUUAAUCCAGGAGUCUUUUGCGCUCUGAGAGACUCCCUGGAUUUCAGAGUCUUACACAAACACGGUGAAAGUUGUUAAGUGUUUCUACUUUUUCGUUAGAGCGGUGUAUUUUCUGGCCGUGCACCUCGACAUCUGCAGGGAUUUAACUUGCAAAAGACCUCAGAUGUGCUGAGGAUGCACGCUCACAUUGCACUGUGUUAUCGGGCCUGUUGACAGCCACACGGCGGCACAGGAAAGCUUUACUAAACGUGACAGAAGGUUUUCUGCUGAGGAAAGGCUACGAUGAAGUGCGAGAGGCCUCUGCUCUCUCAUUACCUUAGCUCAUUUCUUAUCAAAUAAUGCACAAUGUUUUGGACAGCUCUUCCUGUUCUUACUUCUUUAAUGUUUAGCAAGAAGAUGGUUUCCUCUUCUCAUGUCUAACCAGUGUACUGUCUGUGGCUCAUGCAGUACUUCCUACUGAGAGCUCUCGCUCUCCUACAAUGAAGUUUAUUGUAAAUACGGGAGAGCACAGCUGCAUGUCUGCUCUCCAGGUCUCUUGUUGUACUAGUUUCAUUGCUUCAUUGUCAUGUAUUCAAACAGGUUACUGUCAUUUUUAACAAUUCUGCACAUUUCUCAAAACCAGAACCACUUACUGUACGUUUCUAGGCUUAUCCAUAAAGCUUUUUAAGCUUCAGGCUAAUUGUAUUUUAUUUUGUACUUCCUAACUUGUAAGAAAAAUCAUUAUUGGAAGGCCUUGGCCAUGUAAUGCAUUUAAUUGAAACAGAAUAAAUAUUAAAAAUAUGUA